AUGCACUCAACUGGAAGCGGGUCAGACACGAGCGUGGAAGAGCAAGUUCAGCUCCGACGAGUGUUUCGGCUGCUAGCAUUCGACACUCCUCUCCGGCGGCUGGAGCAUAAGCUCGAGUCGGAAAAAUUGGAAAGUGUCAAGUCUCCAGAGCGACAAGCUUCGCGAGGACGAUACACACAAUCGGAACAGGAUACGAAACGGGAACAGUACAUGAAAGAGAAGCUCAAGUAUCUCGCCACGCUACAGGACGAAGUGAAUCUCGGUCGUGAACUUGUCAGUUCCAAGUACCAGAUCGAUACGAAGGCACUGCUGACGAUCUAUGAGCAGCUCGGCUACCCACUCUCUGGACAGGAAAAAGGUAGACUGGAGGAGGUGAUCUGGCAGGUGAACGACAACCUGGACGGCGCUGUCUGCUUCGACGAGUUCGUCAACAGUUACGUGAGGUCCCGCAAUGAUCGCUCGGGUCUCGAGCCGUCCGAAUUAUUCUUCCUUACGUGCUUCCUCAUGUUCGACAAGGAGUGUUGCGGCAGGAUCUCCUUGGACGAUGCGAUGGGAAUACUAUAUCUUAGAUACGGCGAGGCUAUGGAGCGCGAGAUGGAAAUCCACUUUGGCAAAUUGCUGGACGAAGGCGCGCACUUCGUCACCUUCGUGGAGUUCCAUGAGGCCACCAUUAAACGUCUGGGCGAGCUCAUCGACCAACAAGCACCAUUCGCUAGACCGAAUAAGUUUUGCAAGAAACUUUAGCAGUAAUUCACUUCAACAUGCUAAAUCUGCAC
Molecule: messenger RNA, 776 nt
Organism: Phytophthora nicotianae INRA-310
Lineage: Eukaryota; Oomycota; Peronosporomycetes; Peronosporales; Peronosporaceae
Exons: 6
Coding region: 1-744 (247 amino acids)
Source: RefSeq, a predicted model, not a curated record